UUUGCCGUCUUGCAUGUAUCGGUCUGAGUCACCAUACGCUGCAUACUCCUAGUAGUGUCCCUCUCUUUGGAAUGCCACUCGACCAGUUUCCUUGCUUCCUCAGCAUUUCUACAAAUAUAUCUUGAACUCAGUCACGGUAUUCUCUUCCCCCCUUCUCAUAAACUUUGUGGAACUCUCGCAUUCAACAAGUGCUUGUUAUAUGCUCCGUGCUGUGUGCUGCAUCAAUGACCGUCCAGCGUCGUCAGCUAGGUCUUUCACUAUCAUGUACAGUCAAGUGUUAUUGCCACAUGGCGUUGAUCCUGGCAUUGCCUUCUCAACCUAGGUUAUCGACGUAUCAAUGAUCGCACGAUUGGCAUGCGGUGUUUACAAGGCCAUUCAUAACUCAUACUGCCACCAGUUCCCUCCCAUCUUUGCGCUUCAAUCAUGCUACAACUACCUGACCCACGCGUUUUUGACAACAUACAGCUUGUCCUCAGUACUGCGGCUUGUCUUGGGGUACUAGUUGGAGUGAUUUAUUGGACUUACCUCCCAAAAUCAGAGAGCGGCUUCCCUCUUCCACCCUCCCCUCCCACUUGGAGACUUCGGGGGCACCUUAUACCCCCCCGCAACCCAUUUCUCACUGUAGCGGAAUGGAUUGACGAGCAUGGUCCUCUAAUUACCAUUCGCUCAGGAACUGAGAAAAUCGUCAUUAUCGGUCGCUACGAUGCCGUCGUAGAUAUCAUGGAGAAGCAGGGCGGGUCGCUAGCUGACCGUCCUCGCCUGGUUGCUGCUGGAGAAAUUCUCAAUGGUGGACUAUCCGUCGUCCUUACACCUUCUGGGAACAUGUGGCGUCGGAUGCGCAGAGUACUUCAUACUCAUCUCCAGCCUAAAUCAGCUGAAGAAUAUCAGUCCCUGCAAAUGUCGCACGCAAAGAACAUGGUCCUCGAUGUUCUUGAAGAUCAGACCAACUUCCAAAACCAUGCAGCAACUUAUGCUGCAACAACGAUUAUGAAAGUUGCGUACGGAAAGACCACGCCUACAUCUGCGACUGAUCCUGAAGCAAGACUUGUGCGCGAAAACUUUCAAUUACUUCGUAAAGCCCUGCGCCCUGGUGCUUAUCUAGUUGACAUAAUCCCGUGGCUCAAAUACCUUCCUUGGCAUGCCCAAGAAUUGAAACAGGGGUUUGAAAGGAACAGGCAGCUCAACACCGAUCAACUGAACCGCGUGAAACGGCAAAUUCAGAGCAAUGUGGACGUCGGCCCUUCGUUUGUGAAAUAUAUGCUAGAAAACACUCAACGUCAUGGCUUGACAGAGACAGAGAUGGCUUUUCUUGCUGGCAGUUUCUAUGCAGCAGGAUUUGAUACCACUACCUUGGCGAUAUGCACGGUGCUCAUGGCAGCCGCAUGUUUCCCCAAUGAGCAAGCUAAAGUCCAGGCCGAGCUGGACGCGGUCGUAGGCAGGAACCGAGUGCCAACAUUUGCUGACGAGCAGUCACUCCCUCAUUUGCAUGCCUUCAUCUCUGAGGCUUUGAGAUGGAGACCGCUAGUUCCCAGCGGAUUGGCUCACCGAACGACCAAGGAGGUAGUUUGCGUAAACUAUUGUAUUCCGGCUGGGACCACUGUAAUCGGUCAUCAUUGGUCCAUCUCUCGAGACCCAGAUAUCUUCCCAGAACCUCAUGCUUUCAAGCCUGAGCGCUGGACUAAUGAUCAAGGUUGCCUUGGGGACCAUCUUAAAUUCUUUGUCUUCGGGUUUGGUCGUCGCGUAUGCCCCGGGCAACAUGUUGCGACCAGAUCAGUGUUCAUUGCCUCGCUCCUCAUUCUUUGGGCCUUCCAUCUGAAUCUGGAUGAUACGAAGUCGCUGGAUGACAUGGCGUUCAUGAGGGGAGAGAAUCAGCCAUCCUUUAUUCAAUUCAAGGCGAGGGCUCCGGAGACGGAGCUCAGGCGGAUGAUGCAGGAUGACUCGAAACCUAUGUGAGAAACUUUGAAGAUGAUCAUGAGAUCGUCUACUUCUGGUCACCUCGCAGUAAAAAUCAUUGGUUUUGUCACAAGUUUCGAGUAUUUUACUAGUGGCAGUGUGUAGUUUGGACUCUGCAAGCUUCCUUGCUUUCGGAUCACUUGAAGUAUCAUUCAUAGUCCAGACACAGUCCAAAAUUGAUAAAUCGAGUUAUCGUGUCA
Molecule: messenger RNA, 2153 nt
Organism: Suillus bovinus
Lineage: Eukaryota; Fungi; Basidiomycota; Agaricomycetes; Boletales; Suillaceae
Product: cytochrome P450
Exons: 14
Coding region: 424-1953 (509 amino acids)
Molecular function (GO): iron ion binding; monooxygenase activity; oxidoreductase activity, acting on paired donors, with incorporation or reduction of molecular oxygen
Source: RefSeq, a predicted model, not a curated record